UGCGUGUCGCAUCCCGGCGCCGGCCUUCCUAACCGGGGUGAGGCCGUAGCGGACUGCCCUUCCUAAAGAUGGCGUCGAAGACGGGUUCGCGACGGUGGAUGCUGCAGCUGAUCAUGCAGUUGGGUUCGGUGUUGCUCACACGCUGUCCCUUCUGGGGCUGCUUCAGCCAGCUCAUGCUGUACGCUGAGAGGGCCGAGGCGCGCCGGAAGCCCGACAUCCCAGUGCCCUACCUGUACUUCGAUAUGGGGGCGGCCGUGCUGUGCGCUAGCUUCAUGUCGUUUGGAGUGAAGCGGCGCUGGUUCGCGCUGGGGGCCGCACUCCAACUGGCCAUUAGCACCUACGCCGCCUACGUCGGGGGCUACGUCCACUACGGGGACUGGCUGAAGGUCCGUAUGUACUCGCGCACAGUUGCCAUCAUCGGCGGCUUUCUUGUGCUGGCCAGCGGUGCUGGGGAGCUGUACCGUCGGAAACCCCGCAGCCGUUCUCUCCAGUCCACCGGCCAGGUGUUCCUGGGCAUCUACCUCAUCUGUGUGACAGGCUCCUCAGGCUGCUGGAGAGUCUUAGAGGGUGGUGUGUCUCCAGGCCUACUCACUGCAGCACAGCAAGGAGGACCGGCUGGCGUAUCUGAACCAUCUUCCAGGAGGGGAGCUGAUGAUCCAGCUGUUUUUCGUGCUGUAUGGCGUCCUGGCCCUGGCCUUCCUGUCAGGCUACUAUGUGACCUUGGCUGCCCAGAUCCUGGCCGUACUGCUGCCCCCGGUCAUGCUGCUUAUUGAUGGCAAUGUUACCUACUGGCACAACACGCGGCGUGUUGAGUUCUGGAACCAGAUGAAGCUCCUUGGAGAGAGUGUGGGCAUCUUCGGAGCUGCAGUCAUCCUGGCCACUGAUGGCUGAGUUACACAGCAAGAGGCUGAGAUGGGUGCAAGGAGCCACUGAGGGCCACCCUACCUUCCUCCUUGCUGGCCCAGUUAUGUUUAUUUAUGCUUUUUGAUCUGUUUGUUUGAUCCUUUUGUUUGUGUGGGUAUAUGUGUUGGUACGAGGCAGGUCUCUUCCCCAAUUCCUGGGCUUGGCCCCUAGCGGGUGGGAGCCCUGAUAACGAUGCCUUACAGGGUUUUUUUCCUGUUCAUUAGGAGGAGAGCUGAGGCCGGUUGCUCCCCUGGGUCUCCUGUCCCAGAGGAGGGAAUAAGGCAGGGCUAGGGUGGGGGUACUGAGAGUGGGAGACAGAGGAAGGAAGACCGAGAGCCGGAAGUGAGCAAAUGUGAAAAAUUCCUUUUUGAACCUGGCAGGUACAGCUAGGCUCUGCUUUUUGGAGACCGAGGGUCAGGGCAGAGGAUCAGCCCAGGAGGAGCAGAGGGGCUGGGCACCAUAGAAGUCACGUGGGUUCUCAGGGUAUGCCAAGGGCAGAAAUAGCAUUAGCUGUCACCCACCUUGAGAGCAGAGCAGCCCCCAGUCUACUCUGGGGUGUGCAGGGGUGGGGCAGGCAGCACCAGCUUCCUGCCUCCUGCCUUCUGUCUCCAGCUCCAUGAUUGGCCUGGUGGGGUGAGUGCCCCCCAAACACCAGACUACACAGUCCUCCAAAAAUAAACAUUUUAUCUAGA
This is a messenger RNA of Equus quagga, 1595 nucleotides long. It is a transcript of the gene TMEM101, whose product is annotated as transmembrane protein 101. Lineage: Eukaryota; Metazoa; Chordata; Mammalia; Perissodactyla; Equidae. The record is from RefSeq and is a predicted model, not a curated record. The coding region runs from base 69 to 773 and encodes 234 amino acids. The transcript has 4 exons. Gene Ontology annotation, biological process: positive regulation of canonical NF-kappaB signal transduction.